Molecule: messenger RNA, 2806 nt
Organism: Acanthopagrus latus (yellowfin seabream)
Lineage: Eukaryota; Metazoa; Chordata; Actinopteri; Spariformes; Sparidae
Gene: pdgfc
Product: platelet derived growth factor c
Exons: 6
Coding region: 749-1777 (342 amino acids)
Biological process (GO): positive regulation of phosphatidylinositol 3-kinase/protein kinase B signal transduction; positive regulation of ERK1 and ERK2 cascade; positive regulation of cell population proliferation
Cellular component (GO): membrane
Molecular function (GO): growth factor activity; platelet-derived growth factor receptor binding
Source: RefSeq, a predicted model, not a curated record
AAUAGUUAACAUGCCGGGGAGUUUCCUCGGCUGGGAAGUUGUACUUUAUGUAUAGCACCUGUUGUGCCGUCAGUUGGCAGUCUCCAAAAACCCAACCCUCCGCCGCGCAGCGAUAUUUUAUCUCAGUCUGCACCAAGUUAUGACUCAAGAGCUCGCCAGACAACAGAACUCGUCUCGGUGCUGCGAAUGGUUUCUGGGUUCAGACUGUAUCAGGUUGCUGGACUCCCUCGCUGUCUCCCCCACCUCUCUCUCUCUCUCUGUGUGUGAGCUUUGGCUGUAAUGCGUAAAGAUCUGCGGGGAUUUAUUCAGACGGAGUCAAGAACGCAGCGUGGACGCGCGCUUUAGCCAAAAUGCAUCUGUGCCUCUCUGAUGAUCUCGUACCAUAGAUUAUACGACUGCAAACGGACGCUUUCACAACUAAAUCCAGGAUUAUAAUUACUUAAAGCCAAACUUUGCUCAACUCAGAAUCCAACAGGACCAACAGGUGCGCACUCGCAUUGCGCAGAAGCGGCUGCUCUGGAGGCUCUGGAGGAGGAUUUUUUUUUUCUUUUUUGUCUUGAUUUAGGGAGAUAUAAAUGUCAUUGUUUCCAGAGGGACUGAUGAUUAAGAUUAUGUGGAUUGUACUCUGCGUGUAUCCUCUCCAAAUGUGUCCAAAACAGCACUGCUGUCCUGUCAACGACGCGUGCGUGUGGUGAUCCAAACCAUCCCGUCAACAGCGCUUUGUGAUCGCCAAACACCACUCAUCCAAAUGAUCCUUCCAUCAUUAAUCCUUCUUGCAUCGCUUCUCCAACACUAUGGCUCGGGAGCUGAAUCAAGUCACGUCAGCAAGUUUCACCCUCCAGGUGUAAAGGAGCAAAACGGAGUGCAGGAUUCCCAUCAGGAGAAGAUCACAACAGUGUCUGGAGAGGGAAUGGUCCAGAGCCCAGACUUCCCAAACACCUAUCCCAGGAGCACUGAGUUGGUCUGGAGACUAGUGGCUGCCAGUAACAUGAGGAUCCAGCUCACCUUUGAUGAGAGGUUUGGUCUGGAGGACCCUGAAGAUGGCAUAUGCAAGUACGACUAUGUGGAAGUAGAGGAUCUGACUGAGAAAACCAUCCUGGGUCGCUGGUGCGGCUCACAGUCGGUACCAGCUAGCCACACUUCCAAAGGGAGUCAGAUCAGGAUCCGCUUCGUGUCUGACGAGUACUUCCCGUCUGAGCCGGGAUUCUGCCUCCGCUACUCCCUUCUGCCUGUGAGUGUAUCAGAGCCAGAAGUCCCUGCGGUUCUCCCUCCAUCCCUGCAGGGUAUUGAGGAGUUGUCAGAGGCUGUGGCGGGACUGAGCACCAUGGAGGAGGUCAUGCAGUACCUAGAGCCGGAGCGAUGGCAGGUGGAUCUGGAAGAGUUGUAUAAACCCACAUGGCACGUGCUGGGGAAGUCCUUUAUCCUCAACAAGAAAGCCAGAGGAGGAACUGAUCUCAAUCUCUUGAGGGAGGAGGUUCGGCUGUACAGCUGCACUCCACGCAACUUUUCGGUCUCCUUGCGUGAGGAGCUGAAAAGGACGGAUGCCAUUUUCUGGCCCAGCUGCCUCCUGGUGAAGCGCUGUGGUGGAAACUGUGCCUGCUGCUCCCAUCGCUGUUACGACUGCCAGUGUGUUCCCACCAGGGUCACGAAGAAAUACCAUGAGGUCCUACUGCUGAAACAUCGAAGCGGUGUUCGAGGCCUGCAGAAGUCCAUGACUGAUGUGCCCUUGGAGCACCAUGAGGAGUGUGCCUGUGUUUGUAAAGAUGACUGGGACUGACCUCUGACACGUGUAAUCGCUGCCACUGGAGUGACACGGGAUGUUAGAAAUGAACCUCUGCCGCUGUUGCAGCAUUCUGUUUCUCAUCCACUCCCACUGGAAGCUAACAAGAUUCUCCAUUUAUCCUGUUGUCCUUUCGCUAAUUGGAUUAAGCAGAACAGGCUGGAAUCUAAUAAAUCUCCUGAAUGGAUUUGACUGCUGUGGAAUACCAAUAGUGUGCUCUGAGUGCAGUUUAGAGAGACAAAAAGACACUGGAGCAGAUGUGGACUGUUACCUUUGUGCUCUGAGGACUGUUUUCUGCUGCUCCUCGCAGAUAAGAACAUUGAGGCAUUUUUGCUUCUUCGUCUUAAAGUCUUUUUAUAAAGUUCAGCCAGCGUGGGCUGAUACUGUCAUGGAAAAUGGGAGCUUCUUUGUUCAAGUACUUUUUUUGUCUAUAAAUGUGCUGGCUCCAGCUGCCUGACUCUCCCUACCCCACCAUUAUCACCAUCAAUGCAGAGAAAGGUGCUUUUUUCAUCAGGAGCUUUUUUUCCUCCUUACUUCUCUCAGCAUAGAUUCAAUCUGUAGUAAAACAGCCAUAUCAUCACUAAAAUGCCUUGCUAAGAAGAUUGUAUUAUGUGUAAAUAUGUCAUUUACGAUUAUUUGUACUAUCUGUACUGUCAUGCCUUUUCUACCAAAGAUUCUCAAGGAGAGGAUAAAAGUUGCACCUGUAGAAUCAGUCGUCCCUUCAUUUCAAAUCUGCUUUGCUUCAUGAAUGCCUAGCAUCAAGCUAUUCUUGCAGUGUUCAUAUUAAAUAUUUAUUUGUUAAAUGAAAGGGAAAUUUAGGUCCAAAAUGUCUUCUUUGCUAUAUGUGUCACUGUACAGUAGCAUUAGCCGCCAGUUUGCAUUGUUAGUAAUCUUACAUUGCUGUUGUGUCAUGGAUGUUUUUUCAUUUUCUGUAUGCCAAAGUUAUUUAUCUCUACUUUUGAAAUAAUUGUCUGUGUAUUUCAUUGUACUGAACAUCAAAAAUAAAUUCUUCCAUUUCUAAGAAGA